GUUUUGGACACCGUGCCAAAUGAGUCCAGCGCUAACAAUGAGGACCCUCUCAUCUCUGUUGUCUUCGAGCAGGACGCCUUAUCCAAUAAAGAGAUCAAUAUCCAUUUACGCAGCGUAUAUUUGCGUGCGUCUGUGGACUAUUUUAUUGCUUUAACCGACUUCUUCGUCCAGGCGACACCUUCAAAUCAAAUGCGGAUGCCGAUUAAAUCACUUGAGCCAAUAACCGAAGCGAGAAUAUUAGAUCGUGCCUUGACCUCCAAGAAGACCGAUAAGGUUGUGCUCAAAGAUGAACGAAUUAUCCCGGUUCUUGAAACUACUCCCCGCCCUUGGGAGUUAAAUUUGCACGCUAUCAUUGAUCGACCGGAGAUAAUGCUUGUCGAAGACAUUUACAAUAUCAAUACUCGAGCUGUUAUUCUUACGGUAGAUAUCUCAAGAAAUAUUCAUUAG
Molecule: messenger RNA, 447 nt
Organism: Protopolystoma xenopodis
Lineage: Eukaryota; Metazoa; Platyhelminthes; Monogenea; Polystomatidea; Polystomatidae
Source: the annotation of a GenBank genome assembly